CAGUCCCAAUCGCAUUCGCAGCCCCAGUCGCUGUGUCGCCCGUUCAAGUUGUCGCAUUCAUUGUUCCUCCCGUUCAUAUCCCACCCAGUGGAUCACACUCUAACGUAUCCUGUAUUGAGUGCGACUGUCCCCCGUCCCCGUCGCGGUUACUGCUGGUACCUAGGUAUACGUGGAUCACCCGUAGCGCCAAGGAGCAUACACGGGCAGGAUGAAUCCACAAAUGCAGAACUAUCGGCAAUACGCCCAGCCGCAAGGAAGAGGCCCGGCAGCCCGUCGGCCAGGCAAUGUCCCUCCCUCCCAUCAUGCCCAACAGCAGCACAUCCAGCAGUUGGCGAACCAGCAAUUGCAACAACGGAAUGCUGCCAUGGAGCACCAAGCGGCGCAACGACGCGCGCGAAAGCCUACCGACAAAAACCUCCCCGAAGGCGUCGAAGACCUUGUCAUUGGAGACGGCGUGAAGCAAUACAAUGACCUACGGCAGGCAGAACAUCGUCUGGAUGCAUACAUGUUGCGCAAGAGAUUGGAGAUACAAGACACAAUGAGUCGACACGUCAAGCGAGAAAAGACCAUGCGCAUCUGGAUCUCCACCACUCCCAUCGACCAGCCAUGGCAGGUGUCUCACAACGACGACGAGAACAUCACUUUCGACUCGCUUGCUGAACCCAAAUACCAGGUCAAAAUUCAAGGAAGGCUGCUGGACUGGCCCGACGAUGACAGCGACACCGAGGACGAAGACGCGAAUGUCGACGGAAAUCAAGAGGAGACCCAGCCCAAGAAAACCAAGGACACGAAUCCGCCGUCUCGACCAUUCACAUUCUUUUUCAAGGAGUUAAAGGUCGAGUUUGAGGAUGGUUUCAUGGGCGACCCCAAUUAUAGUGUCCACUGGAAGAAACCUCCCAACCACCGCCCUGAGGACGAACUCGAUUCACUCACAUUCACACGUAAGGCCGACGAGAACAUGAACGUCACCAUUUGCCUGACCCGUGAUGAGACCCCCGAGAGGUUCAAAUUGAGUCCUGUAUUGGUUGACAUGUUGGAUAUGACCGAAGCAGACCGCGCAGAAGUCGUCAUGGCCAUCUGGGACUAUGUCAAGUUAUUCGGACUUCAAGAAGAAGACGAGCGAAGAACCAUCCGCUGCGACGACAACCUCCGUCAACUCUUCGGUACUGAGACCAUUUCCUUCCCCCAGAUUCCGGAGCGCAUCCUCCCUUACCUUCUCCCGCUCGACCCGGUCAGACUCCCGUUCACUAUUCGUCUGGACAAAGAGUUUCACGAGAACCUCGAACCUACUGUCUACGACGUGGAUGUUCGGGUCGAAGAUCCCGUUCGCGCGCUGUACAUGAAGAUGACGCAGAAUCCGAAACACCAAGCACAGCUGCGCCAGAUUGCGGAGCUGGACGACCAGAUUGCCGUUUUGGUCCAAGCCAUCCAUCAUCACAAAGCCCGUCACGACUUCUUUUCUGCCAUGGCCAAGGAUCCCGUGGCGUUUUCGAAGAAGUGGUUGGCAUCGCAGAAGAAAGAUCUCAGCGUGAUCCUGGCGGAAGCUGAAAAGGGCGAUUUCUCGGGAUUGGAAUUUGACAAGAGUGGCGAGGAUGGUGUUUGGAACUCGGACCUGGUCAAGGAGGCCGUACGGUAUCGGCUGGCCAAGCAGGACGCUGGAUCUGGUCGGUAGACUAACCAGUACUCUCUUUUCUUUAUGGAGAUACCCCCGUGUGAUGGUGUGGUUGUUGUACACAGAAAGCAAGGCGUCAGGAUGGGUCACCGAGACAGGAUGGUGAGAUUUGCUACUAGUAUUACUUGGUGUUGCGGGAGAAACACAUGCACCAGUAUCUACGAUCUUGGUACUGGUAGUAGGUCAAUGCGUACCGUAUGUAUGAUUAUGAAAGGAAGCAGCAGUGCAGUGCUCCCUCUACUUGUCUUGCAAUACCUUAAAGACAACACGGAUCAUGUUUUCAACUUGUCAUACAUAAAGUUACACACAUACACAGUUACCACACUAGUAGAGUUAGGUAGAGAUGUUCUUACAGGAGAUAUGGCGAUGCAUUGCGCCGGCAGUGGGAAAU
This is a messenger RNA of Exophiala dermatitidis NIH/UT8656, 2063 nucleotides long. RefSeq names its product 26S proteasome regulatory subunit N6. Lineage: Eukaryota; Fungi; Ascomycota; Eurotiomycetes; Chaetothyriales; Herpotrichiellaceae. The coding region runs from base 209 to 1672 and encodes 487 amino acids. Gene Ontology annotation, biological process: regulation of transcription by RNA polymerase II. The transcript is spliced from 2 exons. Gene Ontology annotation, cellular component: nucleus; SWI/SNF complex. The record is from RefSeq and is a predicted model, not a curated record.